Messenger RNA from Rhagoletis zephyria (snowberry fruit fly), 355 nucleotides. RefSeq lists its product as uncharacterized. NCBI's taxonomy places the organism in Eukaryota, Metazoa, Arthropoda, Insecta, Diptera, Tephritidae. The record is from RefSeq and is a predicted model, not a curated record.
AUGGAUGGUGAUCCGUUGAGUGUUGUUGACCCUGUAACGGAAGAAGAAAUAACACUCACAACAGCUAAAGUGGAAGUAAAGAAAGCUCCUGGCCCGAUGAGUACGAGUACCAGUGCAAAUAUCUCAAAUGAGGAAAUUAUGGAAACCUUGAAAGUGGUCUUAAAAACCCAAAACGAUUUGAUAGAAGGCAUAAAUAUAAUUAACCAUAAUCAAACCACCAUUGUUCAAAACCAAAUCCACAUCUCCGAGGUAUUGGAACAGGUUCAGCAAAACGCCGUUAAUAAAAGUGAAAUGGAAGCGCAAAAUAUGAUGGUAUGAGAAUGCAAGGUGGUAGCAAAGAAGAUUGAGAGGUCGG